AUGGGACAGUCCGGUCAGGCGAUGGAUUUGCUGGAUAGAUUUAUCAAAAACCUCUCCAAUCAGGACAUUAUGGCGCUUCUCAAUCCGAUCAGAUGCCAACUUAUUUCCGAAGAUUCUAUCUUUACAUUGAAUGCAGUGUAAGUUUAUAAAAGUUGCAGAGAAUUAAGAGAUUCUCUUUCUUUUAAGAAACGGCUCAACGGAUUCGAUGAAUAAUCGGUUUACAAUUCGUGAAUUUCUGAAUAGAUUGGGGCCUAAUUGGAAACGAUGGAUUCAUCGAUGUAAGAACAAAAAAUAUUAAUCGAUUCUUAUCUCCAUGCAUACCAGUAUGAAGUUUUAGAUCGAUAUUCCCUGGCUGAAGUCCAAGUCAGCACUCACACUCCGAUGGAAACGACCCCUCACAUAAAAAUGGGAGGAUUUGACUCUAUCGAUAUCCCCCCAACAGAUUUUGUGGUUGACUUCAUCGAGAAAAUGGAUAAAUAUAAAAAGCGGAGAUUACUGUACUGUGCCAGAGAGGGGUUACUGAGCGACGAAAGUUUCCUAAAUGUAAAUACAUAUCUGGGGCCAGAUCGAGUUCAGGUAAAAAACAACAUCAAACAGGUCGAAAAAUAUUCGGUUCAGGUAUCGAUGAAGAAAGUGGUGGAGACGAUGAAAACUUGGGAGUUGGGCGAAGCCGCCCUUUUCGAAUCGAGGCCUUUGGUCUACAAGAUCUGCAAACUCAGUUUCCUGAGUUCCGCCAAUUUUGACAAAGCCAAGAAAGCGGAUCUGGACGUAAGGCAAUUACAAUCUGGAAGAUGCAAAUUGUCAGUUUUUUAUUCGAUUUUUUUUCUUUUGAUGACAUUAUCAACAUUCGGAGGACAUGUUUGGUCGAAUAUUGUGAAUUACGAGGACAUGGAAGAGCUGAAUAUUCAUUUGAGUGUAACCAUAGUGGUCAUUGCAAGGUAAUAAGCGACGUUUAGAUACGGUCUUAUUUUAGUAUUGCAAUUGGAGCCCUUUUAUAUCUCUGUCUUCAAACAACUGCCUUCCUCGGAUGUUGUGAGACCAAUCUCCAUCAAUUGUCUGUCAUCAAACCUUGCUGGACUAGAUUUCAAUCAUACUUUGGAAUACUUUUGUAUUUCAAAUACCGUAUUUGGGUGAUCAAAUGUCUCCAUCUUUUCUUGCUCUUCUACACGAUCGGGCUUGUGAUUUAUGCCAGAGAGUUUGAACUAGACAUCUAUCCAUCGAUCCUCUGUAUCCUCACAAAUGGAUUCGGAUUUAUAUUUUUUAAUCGAAUUGCCAGAUUUCUAAAAGAAUGUCGUCGAGACUCUGAAGAUGGAACUACAUUAUACGCACGAUAA
Molecule: messenger RNA, 1334 nt
Organism: Bursaphelenchus xylophilus (pine wood nematode)
Lineage: Eukaryota; Metazoa; Nematoda; Chromadorea; Rhabditida; Aphelenchoididae
Source: the annotation of a GenBank genome assembly